Molecule: messenger RNA, 1318 nt
Organism: Physella acuta
Lineage: Eukaryota; Metazoa; Mollusca; Gastropoda; Physidae
Source: RefSeq, a predicted model, not a curated record
AAAUCUCUGCAAGCUAUAAGACAUACAGAAGACAGUUUAAGUAAUUUCUAUCAUGUUGAUUCAUAGAGUGGCGUGGUUUUUAUUCAUAUGGGACAUACACAUCUCUGGUUCUGAAACAUCUGAUGAGCUGAUUGUAAGCCCAAGCAACGUACAGGAUGGAGGAACUUUUACUGUGACAUGUGACGCGUCACGUGCUGGUGUUCCAACAACUGUCACUACUAUAACACAACUAUGUAUUUCGUGGAAGCAUAGAUUUUAUGACGAUCAUUCAAGUUAUGCAACAUAUUACACUUAUAAAAACCCUAACAAUAAUUCGUAUCCGCCAGAUACAUCUCCUCCAAGGAACUGGACUUUUAAUUUCUCUGGAAGCCAACAAGGAACAUCAGAUAUACCAAACAACAGGAACACAAUGAAAAUAGAAAUCAUGGUCUACGAUGCUGCAUGUACAGAUUUUGGCUAUUAUUCUUGUAAUGCUACAUACAUGGAUCUAAAUAAUAAUAUCGAAACGUCAAAAUAUCAGCAACAAUAUCUUUCCAUACGCACAAAUAAAAUAGGCUUGGCGUACAUGAGUUUAAAUCCGCAGAACCAGGAGGGAUACGGUAUAUAUGAGUCAUUCAAUCCUGUAGGAUCUUAUGUUACACUAAAAUGUACAGUAUGGGGUCCUAAAGAAUUGAGUAUCAAUUGGAAAUUCGGCAACGCUGAUUACGAUAUUAGACAUUUUACACCAUUGAAUGGCACUGAUGCUUUGAUGUUUGGUGAAACUGAUCCUUCAUGUAUGUUGUACAUGUAUAGGUCGGAAAUCACGUUUCAAACAGAAUAUCGAUAUGACGGCUAUAUGUAUGUGUGUGUUGUGACAACGAACAACAAAGAGUUAACUGUUGGAAACAUGACGAUAUAUACGACAAAGGCUAUUGUUAAUCCAACUGUGAUCCAGGAAGGAAAAAAAUUUACUGUGAUAUGUGAUGCAUCACGAGCUGGUGUACCAACAACUGUUUCCUCUAUUGAUUCGUUGUCGAUUGAUUGGUCAAACGGGACAGGAGAUCCAGUAACGUUUGCUAGUAACCAAAUCCAUUCACUGCCUUACGAUGUUUCGUUUUUGCCAGAAAAAAAGAACUGGAGUUUUGCAUUCUUUAGAGGUCUAAAUGACACAUCAAACUGGAAUACGAUGAAAAUAAAAAUCCUGGUAGAAGAAGCUAAAUGUUCAGAUGCUGGCUUGUAUUUGUGUACCGCGAACAAAUAUUAUACAUACAAUAAUAGUUUUUCACUAUCACGGAAUCAAAGCGUCAUAAGUUUGAGUAAGAUGUCAUUAAAUCUGUAG